AUGAAGCUGAAGCUCCCGAACCCGGGUCUGGACCAGCGGAUCCCGUCCCAUGCCGACCUGGAGCGGCUGGAGGUGGAGGAGGCGGACAGCAGGCCCAAAUGGGACAACAAGACCCAGUACAUGCUCACCUGCGUGGGCUUCUGCGUGGGGCUCGGCAACGUCUGGAGGUUCCCGUACCUGUGCCAGAGUCACGGAGGAGGUGCGUUCAUGAUCCCCUUCCUGAUCCUGCUGGUGCUGGAGGGGAUUCCUCUGCUGCAUCUGGAGUUUGCCAUCGGCCAGAGACUCAGGAGUGGCAGUGUGGGGGUCUGGAGUUCCAUACAUCCUUACCUGGCCGGAGUUGGCGUUGCUUCUAUGAUGGUGUCCUUCAUGGUGGGCAUGUACUACAACACCAUCAUCGCCUGGGUCAUGUGGUAUUUCUUCAACUCCUUCCAGGACCCGUUGCCAUGGAGCCAGUGCCCCCUCAAUGAAAACAGAACAGAUGUGGUGGAGGAGUGCGCCAGGAGCUCCUCGGUGGACUACUUCUGGUACAGGGAGACCCUGAACACCUCGGCCAGCAUCGAGGACUCGGGAGGCCUGCAGUGGUGGAUCGUGCUGAGCCUGGUGUGUGCCUGGACAGUGCUCUACGUCUGCUGCCUACGAGGCAUCGAGACCACGGGGAAGGCAGUGUACAUCACGUCCACUCUGCCAUAUGUGGUCCUCACCAUCUUCCUGAUCAGAGGGUUGACCCUGAAGGGUUCCACCACUGGGAUAGUCUACCUCUUCACUCCCCAGCUGGAGGAGUUGAUGAAUCCUAAGACGUGGCUGGACGCCGGGGCCCAGGUCUUCUACUCCUUCUCUCUCGCCUUCGGAGGACUCAUCUCCUUCUCCAGCUACAACUCUGUCCACAACAACUGUGAGCAGGAUGCGGUGAUCAUCUCGGUGAUAAAUGGUGUCACCUCCGUCUACGCUGCCAUUGUCAUCUACUCCAUCAUCGGCUUCAGGGCCACAGAGAGCUAUGAUGCCUGCCUCAACGGGAACAUCUUGUCUUUGCUGAAUGCGUUUGACCUUCCUGAGGGGAGCGUUAACGAGAGCAACUACCAGGAGACCCUGGAUCACCUCAACGCCACCUCCACGGAGACCAUCCAGGGCCUCGGCCUGGUCACAUGCGACCUGCAGACCUUCCUCAGCCAGGGUGUGGAGGGAACUGGUCUGGCCUUCAUCGCCUUCACGGAGGCCAUUACCAAGAUGCCGGUCUCCCCUCUCUGGUCCGUGUUGUUCUUCAUCAUGCUCUUCUGCCUGGGGCUGUCCACCAUGUUUGGCUCCAUAGAGGGAUGUGUUGUUCCCCUGCAGGACCUCAACAUCUUCCCAAAGCGCUGGCCCAAAGAGGUGCUCACAGGGAUCGUGUGCCUGGUGUCGUUCAGCAUAGCGCUGAUCUUCGCUCAGGGCUCGGGCAACUAUUGGCUGGCCCUGUUCGACAGUUUCGCCGGCUCCAUCCCCCUCCUCAUCAUCGCCUUCUGUGAGAUGAUGGCCGUCAGCUACCUCUAUGGCAUCGACAGGUUUAACGAGGACAUUGAGUUCAUGAUCGGCCACAAGCCCAACUUCUUCUGGCAGGCCACCUGGAGGGUCAUUAGCCCACUGCUGGUCUUCGUCAUCUUCGUCUUCUACCUCGCCACCACGGCAACCAAAGAGCUCACCUACAUCGUCUGGAACCCAGAAUGGGCCGAUUUCCCCAGCCUGGAGAAGCUCUUCUACCCUGAUUGGAUGUACGUCAUCAUCUUCAUCCUGUCCGGGGUGCCGGCGUUGGCCAUCCCGGGGGUGGCUCUUUACAAGUGGGCGUGUUCACGCUGCUGUGGGGCUAAGGACAACGCUUACGACACGCGCAGUAGCAUCAGCUCCGUCUCCUCGAAAGUACAAAUGUCACAGAUAACGACUUUAAAGUCAUAA
Molecule: messenger RNA, 1923 nt
Organism: Engraulis encrasicolus (European anchovy)
Lineage: Eukaryota; Metazoa; Chordata; Actinopteri; Clupeiformes; Engraulidae
Product: sodium-dependent neutral amino acid transporter B(0)AT1-like
Exons: 12
Coding region: 1-1923 (640 amino acids)
Biological process (GO): sodium ion transmembrane transport
Cellular component (GO): plasma membrane
Source: RefSeq, a predicted model, not a curated record